AUGGUGCCUGACAGGCACUACUGUGCCAGCGCCACGCUGCUGUCCGUGCUGAUGCUGUGUCUGCUGCAGAUAUUCGCCCGCAGCCUCCACGCAGAUGACGUUUCCAUCGUGCAGUGCAUACCAACAAACUGCAGUCGACCUUGUCCCGCUCUACCACCUGUAUGCCGCUCCAAGUUAAUCAGGAAUUGUGGAUGCUGUGAUGUUUGUUGGAUCUUCCUUGGUGAAGGCGACAUAUGUGACACACCCGUUCCUGAAAAUGUUGUAUGUGGCCCAAACCUGUGGUGCAACUAUGAGGGCCGCUGUGAGGUGAUACCUCUCGAGGAGAAUGUAACCGAAAAAUGACAGGAAAACCAUCCUGGAAAUUCAUGUUAACAACUGAGGUUUCCAGGCUGCAAUCAUAGCUAUGAAAUUGAGAGUUUAAUUAUUAUUAAUAC
Molecule: messenger RNA, 434 nt
Organism: Schistocerca piceifrons (Central American locust)
Lineage: Eukaryota; Metazoa; Arthropoda; Insecta; Orthoptera; Acrididae
Exons: 2
Coding region: 1-342 (113 amino acids)
Source: RefSeq, a predicted model, not a curated record